GUUCCAGGUCUAAAGUCAACAAACAGCCACAGUCUUAAGAUGAAGGACCCUAUCAGCACCUGCUCUUAUAACCAACUCUAUCAAAAUGUGAAACGAUUUUCAAAAAUGGGGGAGUGUUUCUGCAAAGAACUCAUGACAGUGUUUCAGCAAAGAGCUGAGUUGGAGUUUACUUAUGCUAAAGGGCUGCAAAAAUUUGCUGGCAAACUCAUCAGAGCCUCCAAAGGGAUGUCAAACAAUUCCACCUACGGCGCCUGGUGUCAUGUGUCAGAUGAGAUGUACUCAAGAGCAGAUGCACACAGAUCUUUAGGAAAUGCAUUUCAACAAGAAGCAAAUGUGGAAAUACGGCAGGUCUUAGAGGAACAUAAUAAGAGAAAGAGGCCUCUUGACAGUGCCAUUGAACGAACUGGAAAACUUGUUACUGCUAACUGGAGUGAGCAACUCAAGAUAAAAAAGAAACUGGUUGGACUAACAAGAGAGCAUGAAGCUUUGUUCAACUUUGUCGAGAACAACAAACACAUCUGCACAGAAAAGGAAAAACAAAAGAUGGUUAACAGGCUGAGUAAGUCAGCAGACAUGCAGGCUCGGGUAGAUGAGGAGUACUUUAAUAUCAACCUGGAGGGUCAUCAGAUGAGGCUCAAGUGGGAAAACACACUGAAAAACUGCUACCAGAUCAUACAGGAGCUGGAAAAACAGCGAAUUGAAGUUCUGUGCAACAUUUUGAACAAAUACAACCUCCACAUGUCCAGUUUUGGCCAGACCCUCAAACACGGCCAAAGGCAGAUAGAACAGUCAGUCCAUAGGGUGGACAUGGAUAAAGACAUUCAAGUCCUGGUGGAAGAAAACAACAUCACAGCUGAAGAUAACAAAGUUGUGUUUUUGCUGACUGAUUACUUUGAGGAGGACAACAAAUCACUGAUGGGCAAAGAUCGAAGAAGAGAGGCCAUCAAACUCAAACUCCAGCGACUGGAGGACAACAUUACAAGAACAAAGAAAGCCUGUGAAGGACUUGAGAAACUGAUGAGGGUGUACUCUGAUAACUCAUCACUUUCAAACCUAAAGAACCUGGAGGAAACUGAGCAGCAGCUUGAAGAGAAUACUCUAAAACUGGAUCUUCUUGAGGCAACUCACUACAAACUCUCUGUAUCACUGUGUGAAUUAGAAGGGAAACCCAAGUCUUUAUACCGAUUCAGUGACAACAUUGUGAAAUGGAAAGAUAAGGACUGUGAGCACAGUGUUGUUCAACUGACUCGUCCAGUCAAACUCAGGAGGACACCAUUCAGGUCCAGGCAGUCGCUAAGAGCUUCCAUCAUUUACAGAGGACCAGCUCAGUUUGUGGCACAACAGUCUGCGGAGCUUCCACCCAGCGUCGCCAACAGGGUCACCCCCACAGCUUCAGCACAUGAAACAGACACUGUGGAGUGUGGUGACGCUGUUAAUGGAGCUCCGCCUCACACAGACAAUGACAAGAGACGAGGUCAAACAACAUCAGAGUUGUGUAUUGUGGGAAAAUGCAAGGCUCUAUACAAUUUCACACCUGAACGUGAUGAUGAACUGACUUUGAAAGAAGGAGACCUUCUAGACAUUUACACAAAAGAAGAGAAUGGUUGGUGGUUUGGUGAACUUAACGGGCAGACAGGUCAUUUCCCAUCAACAUAUGUGGAGGAGCUGCACAAGUUAAGCGGCAUCAACUCAUCUGAUGCUUGACUGACCUGACUCAUGAACAGCAAAAAUAUCAAUCACCAUGAAUCAAAGACAUUAUUAACUGCUGCACUGCCAAAUGAAGUAAUGGCAGUGACUGGAAGCUUCAUACAGACUGAAAUACAAAUGAAGCUUCUGGCUACAGUAUUUACUUACUAAUCACACUCAUGUCUUUAAAAUAACUAGUAAAAACAAUGGCAGGCUGUUUGAUAAAACAUGUUCAUCUACUGACAGUCAUGUUCUAUUUUUGUCACUCAU
Messenger RNA from Monopterus albus (swamp eel), 1956 nucleotides. It is a transcript of the gene nostrin, whose product is annotated as nitric oxide synthase trafficking. Gene Ontology annotation, cellular component: plasma membrane; cytoplasm. The transcript has 16 exons. Gene Ontology annotation, biological process: signal transduction. Gene Ontology annotation, molecular function: protein binding. The coding region runs from base 40 to 1704 and encodes 554 amino acids. Lineage: Eukaryota; Metazoa; Chordata; Actinopteri; Synbranchiformes; Synbranchidae. The record is from RefSeq and is a predicted model, not a curated record.